This is a messenger RNA of Leptopilina heterotoma, 1768 nucleotides long. RefSeq names its product F-box only protein 6-like. Gene Ontology annotation, cellular component: cytoplasm; SCF ubiquitin ligase complex. Lineage: Eukaryota; Metazoa; Arthropoda; Insecta; Hymenoptera; Figitidae. The record is from RefSeq and is a predicted model, not a curated record. Gene Ontology annotation, biological process: SCF-dependent proteasomal ubiquitin-dependent protein catabolic process; glycoprotein catabolic process. Gene Ontology annotation, molecular function: ubiquitin protein ligase activity; protein binding. The coding region runs from base 369 to 1235 and encodes 288 amino acids. The transcript has 4 exons.
UGAGUUCCGGGAAACUUUACAAACAAUACGUUGGUAAAAUUUAACCUCGACAAAAUAACGAUGAACAGUGUAAUAUGUAUAGAGAUAUAAAAAUACUGGAUAAAUAGUGAAAUUUAUUUUUGGAAAAUAUGUUAAUUUCGUAAUUUCCAGUCCAUAUUUUGUGACUAUUUAUACUAUUUUUCUAUCAACGUUAUAUGAUUCAUGAAAAUGAUGUCAUUGCCAUGUAAUAAAUUCCGUUGCAUUACGUGUGGUAACAUCGUUUGAAAAGUAUCCGCAGUUUUGACGUUUCGAAGACGAACGCAUUGUUUACGUUGUGUAAUUUCAAAACAAGUGUCAAUUCAUUUGUGCUGAAAGGAUAAAUAAAAAAUAUGGGACAAAUGCAGGAAAAAAAUCAGGAUUCAUUUGUCAUCGACGAGAAUGACAAUAAUGGUUUAAUAUUGAACAAUCAGUACAUUCCAGAGGAAGUGUUGGCCAGUGUAUUGUAUCACGUCGAUCAUAAAUCGCUGGUAAAAUGUAUGUUAGUUUGUAAACGAUGGAAUUAUUUGAUACGCAAUUACGUGUGGAGGAAAAAGAGUGAGACGAUACUCGGUCGAUUAUUGCCAGCUGACGAUGAACAUUUACCAUGGUCGUUGCACUAUCUUAUUUGUAAGCCGCACGGACCGUUCGAGAGGAAUUUGGUGAAAAAUCAUUCAGGAAGUGAGGGACUCAAGAAACAUUGGCGGAUCAUUCGAAAUCAAGGUAAUAAAUGGUCAGUUGAGGAGCCGCCGGUUGGCGUGCCGGCAUUACCGGAAAGUGAAACAUUGUUUCAGGAGAAGAAAAUAUGUUUCGUCACCUCCUACGAUUAUUGUAGUAAAACACAAACAAUUGAUCUUAUCAAGGAAGGAUUAACUGCUCAUAUUUUGGAUGAGGUCCAACCACAUAUUCAAUUUAGCGAGUGGUACAGUGCCCGAUGGGACUGCAGAGCUUGCUACGAAUGUUCAGUGACAUUACUCAAGGAUGAUGAAGAAGUUGUAGCAUCAUUUGAAUUUAACGAUAUUCUCGAAGGUGAAAAACAAAAUGUUUGGUUGCAGGUCAAUCACGUUUUCGAAAACUAUGGAAGUGGCGUAAGAAAAAUUAGAUUAUGGCAUCAGGGGAAAGACAGACAGUUCUGGUAUGGACAUUAUGGUAGUAAAAUGGCUGGUUCUUGUAUCAAGGUGAAAAUUCCAUUACUUCAAGAUGAGAAGAAAAAAGGAUAAAAUUGUGUACAGUAUCCAAAUAAAAAUACAUCAGUGAAACCCCGAGUUUUCGAGCAUUGUAAUAAUUUGUAAUAAUCGACUUUACUUAAACAUAAUCUGUAUUUAUUUUAUUUUUUUAAAAAAAAAAUUCGUUAUUUUUAAUAAAUUGUUUAUAAUUAUUAUGAUAUACAUAAUAGAAACAUCUUUUCUUCAAAAAUUUCUUCAAAGAAUGAAAAUUUUUAAUUAUACCAACAAUAUUUUUUAUAUAUAAGAGUUUUUACUGUAUCCGAGUUUUCAUCUAAUCUGAGACAAAUCUUAUCAACAUUAUAAUGCGAAUAAGCGGGAUUUUACCUAAUAAUUAAAUUUACUUGUUGAAAAUUGUUGCUCUCUAGAAGAACACUGUAUUUUCAAUACGAAAGUUUUAAUCUUAUCUCUAAUUUAUAUUUACAUUUCGUAUGCGCUUAUUACAAGAAAAAUUUAUAGUUAAUGUUAAUGUUAUUUAUAUACAUAAGUCAAACUGGUUUUGAAGUGUAUUACUUUCAAUAUUUGAUGCA